ACUAAUUUAUCGAAAAUAAUCAAGGGGGACACGACACGACUCUCGGGCUACCCGCGCGCAGUUUCGCACCGAAGACGAGGCGUACAACAAAUGUCCACGUAAAUGAGCUGAAUCCGAGGCGAAGAUGAGCUCGCUGCAGCAAGGAAACAGAUUCCUGCCGUUCUCGAACAACAAUUUGCAGAGGAAGCAGCUGUCCAUGCAAGGUGGCCUUCCUCAGAGUUUGAGCGGCAGCGAGACCGACGUGUCCACGUCCAACGAAAAUCUCAGCAACGAGGAGAGGUAUGUCAUAAGGCAUACGGCGCGGCAGGAGCCGCAGGGUCAGGAGAAUCAGCAGCAGAGCCCCUCGAGGUCUUCCAGUCACAAGGAGAACAUACCAAAUAUUCAGGGUAACCUACAUAAUAACAGGAACAGCCUGAAGGAGAGCUUGAACGGGUCCAACAGGAACAGCCUGAAGGAGAGCCUGAACGGCUCCAAUCGGAACAGCCUGAAGGACAGUAUCAAUGGAUCGAAUCGGAACAGUUUGAAGGACAACCUGAGCAACCGCACCAGCGGCUCGAACCGGAGCAGCCUGGACGUCUCGACGAGUUCCUACAACACGUUAAUUAUACACAACGCCAACGACGACAACUCGUGGAUACCAACUGGAAGGCUGUCGGGUAUAGUGAGAGAACAUGGAGACGUGGGUUACUUGUACUGCGACGGAAAGGGCCAUUCCAACAGUCCCACGAUACAGUCCCUGUCCAAUCUGCCGCACGAGGAUUACGUUCACGAGCAAUCUGGCGGUGGUUGCCAAGAAAUCACGGACAUCCCGGAUGAUUAUCUUAAUCAGUCUCAGGUCUUGAAACAUCUGGCGAAAGAGGUGAAAGUGCCACCGUAUCCCAACAGCAGUGGCAGUCUAGAGAUGAGAUUAGGAGAGAUAAGAAUAAGAGAUGGGGGGAAGCAGAACGACAGCGAGUACGAGGGCAGGUCGACACCGUGCUACGUACCCUCACUGUUCAAAAGCAAACACAGGCUCUUCGCACCGACGGAAAAGCUGACUGUGUCGCGAUCGCAGCCGGAUCUGUCGAGGAUCAAGAAGGACAUCGACAAUUACAACCUUCGAACAAUGUCGCCCCGACCGCAGACUAAGGGCCGCGAGGAGUUGGAGAGGGAGGCGGGCGACGUGUGGCCGUCGGCGGAGAUGAUUCAGAUUGUGAUCCAGGAGAACAGCGCGUUGAAGCUCGAGCUGGAUCACUGUUACAACAAGGUCGCCAAGACGCAGAAGAUGGAGCAGGAGAUCGCGAAGGUGCAUCGCGUUCACGAGGAGCUCGCGGCGUCCUGCGAGCGGCGGGAGAAGCUGGAACGUGCCGCUCGGCUGAAGCUGCAGACCGAGUGCCGUCGUUUGACCGAGCUGAACCGCGCGUACCGAGACCAGAUCGACCUGCUGUCCGCGCGCACGGACAGCCCGCCGAUCGUCGAGACAAUGCGGAAGGAGCUGUCGCAGCGCGAGCUACUCAUCGGACAGCUCCUCACUCAAAAUAAAGAAUUGACCGCGGCGAAGGAGAGGCAGGAGAUUGAACUGGCGGCCCAGCGAGCAACUUUGCAGGAGCAACGUACGCACAUCGACAUUCUGGAUACCGCGCUGACGAACGCACAAGGCAACGUCGUGCGGCUGGAGGAAGAAUGUCGAAAGAAGCAAGUUUACGUUGAGAGAGUGGGCCAGCUUCAGCGGGCCUUGUCCUCGCUUCAGGCGUCUAGCGAUAGACGCGAAGAGACCGAGAGACAACUGAGGGGCCAGCUGGAGAGGGAGUUGCGCGAGGGCGGCGGCGGCGGUGGCGGCGGUAACGGCAACGAGCAGUCGUCGAGCGGCGAGACGAUCGCGGAACUGAAGCGACGAUUACGCGAGCGGGACGAGAAGAUCAUGUCGCUCGAGGGCGACGUCGCGAAGUGGGAACAACGCUACCUCGAGGAGAGCGCGCUGAGGCAGGCGGCCAUCGACGCUGCGAGUUUGCCGAAAGACGCGAAGAUCGCCGCUCUGGAGAAGACCAGUCAGGACGCGGAGAAAUUAAUCGCCGAGGCUCGCUCGGAGAAGAUGAGACACAUGGACGAAGUGCACGCCGCGCAGAAGAAGCUGGCCGAUCUCGAAUCUAGAAUGAAGGAUUUGGAGUCCAAGCUAGCCGAGAGGGACGCCAUGAUCAGGGUGCUGCAGAAGCACACGUACGACAAGGCGGACAGCAGUAGCAGCAGCGGCGUGGGCAGCUACCCCGCCGCGCACUCGUCCCACUCGAGCACGUCGGCGGAUCAUCACACCGCGCUGACGAGCACGCCGGAACUCGUGAGCAGCGUACUCGGCGGCGGCAGCGGCUACGGCAGCACCGGCUCUUACGGCGUUACCGACAGUUAUAAGUAUAGAAAGCAGGGCAGCUUCGAGCAGACUAAUAAGAGUCUCGACGAUCAACUGAAAGAGCUAGACUCACAGCUGCUUAGCAAGCGGGCACUUUGCUGUUUUCCAGGAUUCUCUAAUCCAGGCACUGCGUCGCGAAAAGGAAAAAUACCCAAGCCACUACUGGCGGGUGUAGAUAGCACAGGUACCUCGAGCACCGCCUCGAGCAAGAGCCGGCUGCUGGACGACUCGUCCGGCAGCGGCGGCGACGUGGUGUCGUCGAGCAUAAUCGAGUUCGCGAACGCGGCGGCCAGGCUGAAGGGCACCAUCUCACGGCUGUCGGACGGCGCCGGCGGCGGCGGCAAGCCGACCGAGGACAUGAUGCUGCUCGAGAAGCAGGGCAGGAGCUCGCAGCGGCAGCGGAUGACGGUGGAGGUGGGCGGCGAGCCGCGGCGCGCCGGCAGUCUGCCGCCGAGCUCGCUACCGCGUCCGCCGAGGGCACUCAAGGCGACCAGCGCCAACUCCCGCUACUGCCGUCUGAGCGACACGGAGACGCGCAAGAAGUCGGACCCCGGGCCGGGGAUGCUGGACACGUCGAGCGGUGGCGCGGUCGGUGGCGGUGGCGGCGGCGGCAACGGCGGCGGCAGCUGUGGCGUGAAGGUGACACGUGACUCCUCCGGCAACUGCAGCAUCGAGUACGGUAGAUUCGACACCGGCGCCGCCGUCGCCGCGAAGGCGUCGCGCAGCAGGAAGAAGACCUCCAUGGAGAACUUCAUGGCGAACAGCUCGCUGAAGAAAUCGUCGACCGGCUCGGGGAUGACAAGCGGCGGCAGCGGCGGCGGUGGUGGUGGAGGUGGCCACGAGUACGAGAGGCUGCAGUCGCACGAGACGGUCAGCAAUCGCAAGAGGUCGGUCUGCGCGUUGGAGUCUGCGGUGCGGCACAGGGAGAUGCAGAGCCGCUCGUUCAUACCGCCGCCGUCCCGCGGCCGCAUCGGCGAGUACGGCCGCCUGAGCGACGGCGAGCCCUCCUCGUCGGUGGCGGCGGUGGCGGCGGCCGCCGCGGCGGCCGUUCUCAAGGUAGGCGGCAACACUCUGAGAAAGCAGACGGGAGCGGGCGGCGGCGGCGGCUCGUCCCGCGGACAGAGCACCGGCAGCACCGUGAGCAGCAAGAGCGGCCGCGACUCCGGCGGGACCGCCAGCAGCGAGGCGUCGACGGCCUCCCUGCCGCCGACCAGGGCGAGGUCGAUACCGCGCCCCGGCAACUACCGCAUCCAGUUCUGA
Messenger RNA from Wasmannia auropunctata (little fire ant), 3643 nucleotides. RefSeq lists its product as uncharacterized. Gene Ontology annotation, cellular component: cytoplasmic vesicle; plasma membrane; bicellular tight junction. The transcript is spliced from 13 exons. Gene Ontology annotation, biological process: regulation of cell migration; actin cytoskeleton organization. The record is from RefSeq and is a predicted model, not a curated record. Lineage: Eukaryota; Metazoa; Arthropoda; Insecta; Hymenoptera; Formicidae. Bases 125 to 3643 code for a protein of 1172 amino acids.